CGGUGUUUUACAACCAUGACGUCACGACAAAGUAUUUAUAUUCGGCCUCCAGCCGUUUCCGUCACAUAACGUUUUCAGCCACCAACUGCCCGCUACGGCGAUUGUCUCACAGCGACCCGACGUCUUAAAGCAAGAACGACGAGAUGGCACGUACCAAGCAGACUGCUCGUAAAUCCACUGGAGGAAAGGCGCCCAGGAAGCAGCUCGCUACCAAGGCAGCCAGGAAGAGCGCUCCGUCCACGGGAGGCGUGAAGAAGCCCCAUCGUUACCGACCUGGAACUGUGGCUCUGAGGGAGAUCCGUCGUUACCAGAAGUCCACCGAGCUGCUCAUCCGCAAGCUGCCCUUCCAGCGUCUGGUGAGAGAAAUCGCUCAGGAUUUCAAGACGGAUCUGCGCUUCCAGAGUGCAGCUAUUGGGGCUCUUCAGGAAGCCAGUGAGGCUUACCUGGUGGGUCUUUUUGAGGACACCAACCUGUGCGCCAUCCACGCCAAACGUGUCACCAUCAUGCCCAAAGACAUCCAGCUGGCUCGUAGGAUAAGGGGAGAGAGGGCCUAAGCAGCGGCCGACGACAUUGUGGCAAAUAAUCCUAUUUAUCGUACUUAACCAUUUUUGUGGACAUGUUAUUUCUUGGGUAUUUUUUUUUACAAGUUUACUUUUGGAUUUUGUAUUUUAGAUCGAUAUCAAUCAUUCCACAAGUCUGAGUACACUUAAGGUAGUUGGAAAUGUUGUGCAGUAAGAGUAUCUUGCCUAGUGUUCCAUCAUGGGGUCAUUACUUCAGCCAUCGUAUCACCCUUCACUCAUUGUGGACAUCGGGCUCCACCUGGGGAUGGGAGUUGUCUACGGGAUAACUUCUUCACAUCUUCUUUGGGGAGGGGGUCCAGGGUCUCUUUGCCCACCUACCACUCAUCACAAAAUGCCAGCAUGUCCUGCUCAGCCGGUCUCACUGCAGUGUCGGGGUAUUUGCUGCGGCAGUUGAUACUCUACACUCUGUGACUGGGAGCAUGGCACCCUCCCCCUCCUGUAUUUUUCUGGACUGCUUUUUACAUGUUUUUCAACAUAAACCUUGGCAGCUACAUUUAAUACUAUUUAUGAAAAUGUUGUCGCGUGUCUUUCUAUUAAAGGUCUUUAUGAGUAGAAA
This is a messenger RNA of Cyclopterus lumpus (lumpfish), 1137 nucleotides long. Its product is annotated as histone H3.3A. The coding region runs from base 144 to 554 and encodes 136 amino acids. Gene Ontology annotation, cellular component: nucleosome. Lineage: Eukaryota; Metazoa; Chordata; Actinopteri; Perciformes; Cyclopteridae. Gene Ontology annotation, molecular function: protein heterodimerization activity; structural constituent of chromatin; DNA binding. The record is from RefSeq and is a predicted model, not a curated record. The transcript has 4 exons.